Molecule: messenger RNA, 1066 nt
Organism: Solanum pennellii
Lineage: Eukaryota; Viridiplantae; Streptophyta; Magnoliopsida; Solanales; Solanaceae
Product: probable xyloglucan endotransglucosylase/hydrolase protein 25
Exons: 3
Coding region: 34-879 (281 amino acids)
Biological process (GO): cell wall biogenesis; xyloglucan metabolic process
Cellular component (GO): apoplast; cell wall
Molecular function (GO): hydrolase activity, hydrolyzing O-glycosyl compounds; xyloglucan:xyloglucosyl transferase activity
Source: RefSeq, a predicted model, not a curated record
AAUUUUUUUUUCAUAAAUCCACUAAAAAUAACAAUGCCGUUUCUAUUUUCCUUUAAUAUUAGACUUAUUUUAGUUCUAGUAUUUAUAAGUUGUAUGGUUGUUAAAUAUUGUGCUAGUAAUGAUCUUAAUCAAGAUUUUGAUAUUACAUGGGGAAAUGAAAGGGGAAAAAUACUAAAUAAUGGUGAAAUACUUACUCUUACACUUGAUAAUAUUUCAGGUUCUGGAUUUCAAUCAAAGAAGGAAUAUUUAUUUGGGAAAAUUGAUAUGCAAAUAAAAUUAGUUCGAGGGAAUUCUGCUGGCACUGUCACCGCAUACUAUUUGUCAUCACAAGGAUCAAGUCAUGAUGAGAUAGAUUUUGAGUUUCUUGGUAAUUUAAGUGGAGAGCCAUAUACACUUCAUACAAAUGUGUAUACACAAGGCAAAGGUGAUAGAGAGCAACAAUUUCACUUGUGGUUUGAUCCUACUAAUGAUUUUCAUACUUAUUCUAUCCUUUGGAAUCCACAAACUAUUGUAUUUUCAGUGGACAAUGUACCAAUAAGGGAGUUCAAAAAUAUGGAAAACAUUGGAGUUGCAUUUCCAAAAUCUCAAUCAAUGAAACUUUAUUCAAGUUUAUGGAAUGCUGAUGAAUGGGCCACAAGGGGUGGGCUUAUCAAGACUGAUUGGGCCCAAGCCCCAUUUACAGCCUCUUAUAGAAAUUUCAAUGCCAAUAUUUGCAAUAAUAAUAAUAAUAAUAAUUCUUGCAAAUAUUUGGUAGAAAAUUUGGAUCCUGUGAAUGAAGAAAAAUUGAGAAGGGUGCAACAAAAAUACAUGAUAUAUAAUUAUUGUACUGAUAAUAAGAGAUUUCCUCAAGGUUUUCCUCUAGAGUGUAGUGUUACUUAAUUAAUUAAUUAAUUAAUUUAAUUAAUGUAGGUAGAAAAGUUGGUAUAAUAAUAUUAAUAGCCCCCUCUAGUUUUGUCUCUUUCAAGUUUAUUAUAUAUUGUGACCCAAGUGAUAAGGGAGGACUAUUGUAAUAUUUAUAUGUUAGGUUUUUAAUAUUGGAAGUUGAAAGUGUUUAUGUACUUAUAAA